Messenger RNA from Drepanopeziza brunnea f. sp. 'multigermtubi' MB_m1, 2109 nucleotides. NCBI's taxonomy places the organism in Eukaryota, Fungi, Ascomycota, Leotiomycetes, Helotiales, Drepanopezizaceae. The record is from RefSeq and is a predicted model, not a curated record.
AUGUCCGCCCUGUACAACCUCGAGCCCCAACCCACCGCCUCUUGCAUCCUGCACACCACCUCCGGCGACAUCUCCCUCGAGCUCUGGGCGCAACAAAUCCCCCUCACCACCCGCAACUUCCUCCAACACUGCCUGGACGGCUACUACGAUAACACCAUCUUCCACCGCCUGGUCCCGGGCUUCAUCCUCCAAGGUGGUGACCCUACCGGUACCGGCUCAGGCGGCGAAAGCAUCUACGAUGGCGGCGCCUUCUCCGAGUCCCGUGAAGAAAAUGGCAUUUGGCCCAUGGAAGAUAGAAAGGGCGCGAACGCGGGCCACCAAGGUGUAGGCUUCAAAGAUGAGUUUCACUCCCGGAUCAAAUACAACCGAAGAGGGCUGCUGGGGAUGGCGAACGAAGGUCCGGACUCGAAUGGGAGUCAGUUCUUUUUGACACUCGGCGAUACCCCGGAGUUGCAGGGCAAGAAUACGUUAUUUGGGCGGGUAGAGGGAGAGACGAUUUACAAUGUGGCCAGGAUGGGAGAGGCGGAGGUCGGAGCGGAUGACAGGCCUCUCUAUCCUACGAAGAUUACGAGUGUGGAGGUACUGGUCAACCCGUUUAAGGAUAUGGUCAGGAGGGCGAGGACGGCGACUGUGGUUGAGCAGCCGAAGACAGUAGAGAAAAAGAAGAAGAGGAAAGUGGGAAAGCAGCUGCUGAGUUUUGGGGAUGAAGAUGGGGAAGGGGAGGUACAGCCUGUGGUUAAGAAGGCUAAGUUUGACACGAGGAUUGUGAUGGAUAAUGAGGAUGAGACUCCGGAGCCGAAACAGAAGAAGAGUGAGAAGAAGAGUGAGAAGCCGUCUACGAAACCUAUUCCCGUCGACUCCUCACCGGAACCAAUACUUCCUCCAAAGACCCUCCCAAACAGGGCUGCAAAGGUAGAACGAGAUGUUUCCUCUUCGCCAGAACCCGUACAGAAAGUGUCAACUUUACUUGAGAGAACGAAUGCUCAAAUCGCAGAGUUGAAAGCGUCGAUGAAACGAAACGUCACAACAAUUCCAGUGCAGGAGAAGAAGAAAUCAACCCUUGAAUCAAUGAUACCCAAAACCUCUGUCCGGGCCCGGAAACGUCGUCCAGGAGAAAGUCUUCCCCCAGACCAGAGUACACUAGCCCUCCUCAAAGCUUUCCAAUCGAAGCUUCAAAAUGCACCUCCGGCGAAAGAGGUCGCCAAACCGGAUCUAGAUGCCGAGAACGCGGAAAACGAGGCUGGAGGAGCAUCAGACGAAGAGGCUGCUCUCUGUGAGUUGCAUUUUAUUGCAAAUUGUCAGUCUUGCAAGAAAUGGGAUGCAGAGGACGAAAAAGCAGACGAUGAUGACGAUGACGGGGUGGGAUGGAUGUCGCACGCUUUAUCAUUCAAGGAGGAUAAGCUGGGUAAGGACUUGAGCUACAGGAAGAAAGCUGAAGACGAGCUGGUGGUCAUCGAUCCGAGGGAGAAAGCUAAGACACUGAAGGAGGAGAAGAAGGCGCAGAGGGAGGCAAAGGCUGGGGGGUCUGGGAGGUCGUGGGAUCAAGCCAGGAAUGAGAAGUUGGCUAGGACGUCUGCUUUGGCUGGGAGGGGAGCGAAUCUCUACAGACCAGACAAUGAAGAGGUUUAUAACUACAAGUCAAGUCAACCCAAUCCAUACUCGCCCAUCAACAACACCACCAUCGCCCUCUCUUCGUCACACCCACCAGAUAUCACCCACCAGCCAACAUCUACUAUCAGCACCCACUGUGCCGUCUACUACAUCCCAAAACCUACCUCAACCCGCCGCCCAUCAGAUAUCACCCCCCAGCCAACUAUCACCACCACCACCCAUGCCGUCAACCACAUCCCAGACCCCACCUCAACCCGCUGCCGCCUCCAAAAAAUCAGAAAAACUUCGAGUUGGCCUCGCGCGCUUACUCGCCGCCUCGCGAGCCGAGGACCGAGCUACACUGCUGGACUUCAUCACCAGCUGUCAAACGGCCGUGUGUGUCACGUUCAGGACGCUGCGAUGUUAUUCCGCGAGGCGAGCAUGAGGGAGCGAAGCGAUUUUGCAAGAUGGUCGCUAGUAUUGAUGGAGCUGCUUCGGGAGAAGGGGCUUAUUGGUUGA